Neltuma alba is the source of this 2418-nucleotide messenger RNA. Its product is annotated as E3 ubiquitin-protein ligase RBBP6-like. Lineage: Eukaryota; Viridiplantae; Streptophyta; Magnoliopsida; Fabales; Fabaceae. The record is from RefSeq and is a predicted model, not a curated record. The transcript has a single exon. Bases 1 to 2418 code for a protein of 805 amino acids.
AUGGAGAGUGAAAGAGAAUCCGAUGAGAAAAAAGAUGAAACACCACCAACCCCACCAGAAGAAGUCACUCAUGAAGAAUCUCGUAAAAUGCCUCAAGAGGAUGAUCAAAAGCCUCAUGGGGAUGAGAUGAAAGAGAGUACAAGAGAAGAUUCUUCAUCAAUCACAGAGAAAGACAAAGAAGAAUCUAAAAUCCUCCAGGAGGAUCAAGAGGGAAAGGGAAUUCCUCAAGAAGGUACAACAGAAGGUGUUUCUGAGGAAAAACCCAAAUCAGAGAUGGGGAGUGAAAGAGAAUUCGAUGAGAAAAAAGAUGAAACACCACCAACCCCACUAGAAGAAGUCACUCAUGAAGAAUCUCGUAAAAUGCCUCAAGAGGAUGAUCAAAAGCCUCAUGGGGAUGAGAUGAAAGAGAGUACAAGAGAAGAUUCUUCAUCAAUCACAGAGAAAGACAAAGAAGAAUCUAGAAUCCUCCAGGAGGAUCAAGAGGGAAAGGGAAUUCCUCAAAAAGGUACAACAGAAGGUGUUUCUGAGGAAAAACCCAAAUCAGAGAUGGAGAGUGAAAGAGAAUCCGAUGAGAAAAAAGAUGAAACACCACCAACCCCACCAGAAGAAGUCACUCAUGAAGAAUCUCGUAAAAUGCCUCAAGAGGAUGAUCAAAAGCCUCAUGGGGAUGAGAUGAAAGAGAGUACAAGAGAAGAUUCUUCAUCAAUCACAGAGAAAGACAAAGAAGAAUCUAAAAUCCUCCAGGAGGAUCAAGAGGGAAAGGGAAUUCCUCAAGAAGGUACAACAGAAGGUGUUUCUGAGGAAAAACCCAAAUCAGAGAUGGGGAGUGAAAGAGAAUUCGAUGAGAAAAAAGAUGAAACACCACCAACCCCACUAGAAGAAGUCACUCAUGAAGAAUCUCGUAAAAUGCCUCAAGAGGAUGAUCAAAAGCCUCAUGGGGAUGAGAUGAAAGAGAGUACAAGAGAAGAUUCUUCAUCAAUCACAGAGAAAGACAAAGAAGAAUCUAGAAUCCUCCAGGAGGAUCAAGAGGGAAAGGGAAUUCCUCAAAAAGGUACAACAGAAGGUGUUUCUGAGGAAAAACCCAAAUCAGAGAUGGAGAGUGAAAGAGAAUCCGAUGAGAAAAAAGAUGAAACACCACCAACCCCACCAGAAGAAGUCACUCAUGAAGAAUCUCGUAAAAUGCCUCAAGAGGAUGAUCAAAAGCCUCAUGGGGAUGAGAUGAAAGAGAGUACAAGAGAAGAUUCUUCAUCAAUCACAGAGAAAGACAAAGAAUCUAGAAUGCUCCAGGAGGAUCAAGAGGGAAAGGGAAUUCCUCAAAAAGGUACAACAGAAGGUGUUUCUGAGGAAAAACCCAAAUCAGAGAUGGAGAGUGAAAGAGAAUUCGAUGAGAAAAAAGAUGAAACACCACCAACCCCACUAGAAGAAGUCACUCAUGAAGAAUCUCGUAAAAUGCCUCAAGAGGAUUAUCAAAAGCCUCAUGGGGAUGAGAUGAAAGAGAGUACAAGAGAAGAUUCUUCAUCAAUCACAGAGAAAGACAAAGAAGAAUCUAGAAUCCUCCAGGAGGAUCAAGAGGGAAAGGAAAUUCCUGAAGAAGGUACAAUAGAAGGUGUUUCUGAGGAAAAACCCAAAUCAGAGAUGGAGAGUGAAAGAGAAUCCGAUGAGAAAAAAGAUGAAACACCACCAACCCCACCAGAAGAAGUCACUCAUGAAGAAUCUCGUAAAAUGCCUCAAGAGGAUGAUCAAAAGCCUCAUGGGGAUGAGAUGAAAGAGGGUACAAGAGAAGAUUCUUCAUUAAUCAUAGAGAUAGACAAAGGAGAAUCUAGAAUGCUCCAAAAGGAUCAAGAGGGAAAGGGAAUUCCUCAAGAAGUUACAUUAGACGAUGAGAAGAUUAAGGAAGGAAAGGCAUCACCUCAGAAAGAUCAGUGUUUGGAAAGAGAGAAAAGUAAGGAAUUCAAAAGAGAAGAAUGUGACUUGGUUAUUACAGAUGAAAGUUCUAGCUUGAAGAAAACCUUAGAGAAGAGGGAAAAGGAUGGAUUUCAGAAAGAUCUGAGUUUGGUAAGAGAGAAAAGUAAGGAAGAAAGAAAAGAAUCUGUCAUAGUUAUUACAGAUGAAAGUUUAGGCUUGAAGAAAACCUCAGAGAAGAGGGAAAAGGACAAAUUUCAAAAAGAUCUGAGUUUGGCAAGAGAGAAAAAUAAGGAAGAAAGAAAGGAAGCUAUUAUAGUUAUUACAGAUGAAAGUUUAGGCUUGAAGAAAACCUCAGAGAGGAGGGAAAAGGACGGAUUUCAGAAAGAUCUGAGUUUGGCAAGAGAGAAAAAUAAGGAAGAAAGAAAAGAAGCUGUUAUAGUUAUUACAGAUGAAAGUUUAGGCUUGAAGAAAACCUCAGAGAGGAGGGAAAAGGACGGAUUUCAAAAGAUCUGA